AUGGGUGCAUCAGGCUUAGGUUCUGGUUUAGCAAAUUGCAUUAAUCUCUCAAAUUUGACACUUGACCUUGGUGAAAAUUAAAUUGGUGACGAAGGUGCAUCAGGCUUAGGUUCUGGUUUAGCAAAUUGCAUUAAUCUCUCAAAUUUGACACUUGACCUUCGGUAAAAACAGUUUAUUUGUUUUGGAUUGUGA
Messenger RNA from Tetrahymena thermophila SB210, 192 nucleotides. RefSeq lists its product as hypothetical. The transcript has 2 exons. The record is from RefSeq and is a predicted model, not a curated record. Lineage: Eukaryota; Ciliophora; Oligohymenophorea; Hymenostomatida; Tetrahymenidae.